Cryphonectria parasitica EP155 is the source of this 1325-nucleotide messenger RNA. RefSeq names its product response to dsRNA. NCBI's taxonomy places the organism in Eukaryota, Fungi, Ascomycota, Sordariomycetes, Diaporthales, Cryphonectriaceae. The transcript has 3 exons. Bases 255 to 965 code for a protein of 236 amino acids. Gene Ontology annotation, cellular component: peroxisomal membrane. Gene Ontology annotation, biological process: regulation of peroxisome size; peroxisome fission. The record is from RefSeq and is a predicted model, not a curated record.
CCGGGGAAGUGGCAGAGAGUCACUCACCAAAAAGUUCCCUUUCCUUCUGCUGUUUAUCUUGAAGUGUGUCACAUGAUAUUCCGCUGUCAAAUUUUCUUCUGAUCGAGGUUCAAGUCAGACUCAUUCUCGAUACACUAUUGACCUACCGCGAUCCUCGUCCUCCACGAGCACUCUUCCCUCGAGACCCAAACUUCUCGACCAAAGUGCCAAAUAAUCUGUUUCUCGACCGAUAAUAAAAACCAUAACCGCCCAAUAUGGUCGCCGACGCCCUCAUCUACCACCCCUCGGUGGCGCACUACCUGCGCUUCGUCGCCACUACCGUCGGCCGCGACAAGGUCCUCCGCGUCCUGCAGUACUUUGCCCGCUUCUACGCCUGGUACCUCUACCGCACCAACGGCUCCCCCGCCGAGGUGGCCCCCUGGGAUGCCAUGAAGAAGCAGUUCGGCCUCGCCCGCAAGAUCAUGCGCGCCGGCAAGAACGUCGAGCACUUCAAGGCCGCCGCCGUCGCCGCCGAUGCCAAGGCCGGCACCAUGGACCCCGUUCUGCGCUACGCCGCCGUCGGGAGGCAGCUGGGCUACGCGGGCUACCUCACCCUCGACUUGGCCACCCUGCUUGACGCGACCGGCAUCCGCCGCAGCGAGUCCGCCAAGAGCCUGCAGCGCGAGGCCUUCCGCUUCUGGGCUAUGGGCUUAAUGUGCUCUGUGGCUGCGCAAGUGUAUACACUCUACCAGCUGAGGGUGCGGGAUGCCAAGGUGGAUAGGAAGGAGGGCGAGGGCGUGGUGGAAAGCAAGAGGAUAGCCAUUGAGCGCUCCGCCAGCCAGCUGCAGCUGCUGUCCGACCUCUGCGACCUGACUGUGCCUUACUCCGCCCUUGGUUGGGUUGCUUUGGACGAUGGCAUCGUCGGUCUUGCCGGAACCGUCAGCAGUUUGAUCGGCUUGUACAACCAGUGGAAGAAGACGGCCUGAAAUCCUUACUUCCCCCUUUAAGAAGAAGAGGUGUUUGGUCUUUGUUGAUGAGGAGUGACGGUGGAUCAAAACUAGGAGGAUUUUUUGCUUGUAGCGUCUGAUGAGAGAAGUCUCUUUUUCACCUUUCCAUUCUUUCUCUCAUUUAAUUGAUACGGCCACGAUCACUCCAGUGCGGCUUCGCAGCUUUUUUUUUUUUCCCGGUCUGGUUUUUGUUAUCUGUACGAUUCUGGGCAUGUAUGUUGGAUGACGAGCUUUUCUUAAUGGGAGUCGAUUUUGUUCAUAAUACCUGUAGCUGUAGAUCGCAAGAUUGCGAGGAAAGCGGAACGUGUGUGUCCGAGAAUGGCAUGGACUCUGGAUACC